GGUGAUCUUGAUGGAGAGAGUGGGAGGUCUUCAGAAAGGUCUGGCUAUGGUGGGCCUCGCGGUCCUUAUCGUGGUGGGCGUGGGGGACGCGGAGGUUUUGGUGAUGGGGAAGCUGGGGAAGAUGGGCAACCACGACGAGUCUAUGAACGUCACAGUGGGAGUGGAAGGCUUUGCAAGCACUUAAAACUGAGGAGAGAAAGGUGGAUACCAAAGUUUUUGAAUCCAUGCAGCAGCUUUCAAACAAGAAAGACAAUGAUAACAUCUUUAUUAAGCUGUCUGUCAGCAUCAACGAGUUUCUGAAGCCACCAGAGGGUGAAAGCUUCUAUAGCGCAGGUGGACGGGGACGAGGGCGCGGUCGAGGACGUGGUGCAAGAGGUGGUUAUGGUGGCUAUCCAAACGCUAACGUUCCAGCUCCAUCAAUUGAAGAUCCUGGGCAAUUCCCUACUUUGGGUGAGCAUUUCAGUACUAGAUUGUUUCUUUGUUUCUUCUCUCUCGUGGUGGAACAUUGUGUGGGAGGGGUGCUUAUCUAACCUUCAUUUCGUUGAACAAGGUGCACUCAAUCUGUUCUCGUAUUCGGAUGUUUUAUUCUCUUUUGGAUUUUCUUUCUAUUAUACUUUCUUUUGUUGUGGUGUGAAAUUGAUUUGAAGGAAUGUGCUCAGAUCGACAAAGAUAUUUUUAGACUAGGUCUGAUUUUGUUCAAAAUUCCUCCUGUAAUAGCAUAAAAUUGACAAAGAUUAUUACCCCAGCACAGGCUGAGUACA
Molecule: messenger RNA, 761 nt
Organism: Vigna radiata var. radiata (mung bean)
Lineage: Eukaryota; Viridiplantae; Streptophyta; Magnoliopsida; Fabales; Fabaceae
Product: RGG repeats nuclear RNA binding protein A-like
Exons: 2
Coding region: 225-530 (101 amino acids)
Cellular component (GO): cytoplasm; nucleus
Molecular function (GO): RNA binding
Source: RefSeq, a predicted model, not a curated record